This is a messenger RNA of Hyla sarda, 11087 nucleotides long. Its product is annotated as oocyte zinc finger protein XlCOF7.1-like. The coding region runs from base 403 to 4275 and encodes 1290 amino acids. The record is from RefSeq and is a predicted model, not a curated record. Lineage: Eukaryota; Metazoa; Chordata; Amphibia; Anura; Hylidae. Gene Ontology annotation, biological process: regulation of immune system process; negative regulation of transcription by RNA polymerase II; regulation of cytokine production. The transcript is spliced from 12 exons.
CCACUGUCCCAGCAUUUGGAAGCAGGGAGAGCUGACCAAUCCAAGUAGGCUUUGUAUACAACAACCAGACAAUCACUGGUAAGGUACCAUACAUCGCCGUAGAGGGGUAGUCUUAUAUGGCGAGUAUAUCCCAAACUCUAUAUUUUAACUUUAAAAGUUGGGAGUCGUCUUAUACGCCGGAAAAUACGGUAUGUCUGUUUAGUUUUUAUUUAUUUUAUUCUCAUUGAUCUCAAGAACCAGAACUUUCUGCGUAUUUGUCUCUUCCUUUUUCCGUCUGUUGUUGUUUCUAUUAGCAGCCGCCAUUUCUCAUCGUCUCCUCUUCUUCCCUUCAGGUUCCUCCAACCCAGGAUCCUCUGCUGAUAUCUUCUAUAUAAGAGAAUUCUCCUGGAUGACCCAUCAACCAUGGAGAGAGACAGAAACAAGAUGGCCGACAGGAUAAUAAACCUCACCUUAGAGAUACUCUUCCGGCUUACUGGAGAGGUUUACACAGUAGUGAAGAAGUCCUCUAGUGGGCGGUGUCGGGCCCCUGUGUGUGAAGGAUGGGGAAGAACCCUGAACCCAAUCCCGGGGCCCCCACCUCACCCCCUGAUACAUGAGGAAAUGGAUGAACAGAAGAUCCUAGAACUGAUCAACAAGAUGAUGGAGCUGCUGACUGGAGAGGUUCCUAUAAGGUGUCAGGACGUGGCGGUGUAUUUCUCCAUGGAGGAGUGGGAGUAUGUAGAAGGACACAAGGAUCAGUACAAGGAUCAGGUGAUGAUGGAGGAUCAGCAGCCCCUCACAUCAGCAGUCAGAUCCAGUAAGAGAACAGCAGCAGAGAGGUGUCCCCGUCCUCUUCUUCCACAGGAUCAGGAUCAGGGUGAAGAGCUGAACAUUUUUAAUGCUCCAGAGACAGAUGUGAGCGGUGAUGAGCAGUAUAAGGAGAACAUUGCUUCUGGGAAAGAUCUGAACUAUGCUAAUACUAUAUACAUGAAGGAAGAAGAAGAGACAGAUGUGAGCGGUGAUGAGCAGUAUAUGGAGGACAUUGCUACAGGGAAAGAUCUGAACUAUAAUAAUGCUACAGACAUAAAGGAAGAAGAAGAGACAGAUGUCAGCGGUGAUGAACAGUAUAAGGAGGACAUUCCUACAAGAAAAGAUCUGAUCUAUAUUAAUGCUACAGAACUAAGGGAAGAAGAAGAGACAGAUGUGAGCAGUGAUGAGCAGUAUAAGGAGGACAUUCCUACAGGGAAAGAUCUGAUCUAUAUUAAUACUACAGACAUAAAGGAAGAAGAUGAGACAGAUGUCAGCAGUGAUGAGCAGUAUAAGGAGGACAUUCCUACAGGUAACCGUCCAGAUUCUUGUAGCAGGAGAUCAGAGGAGAAUCUUAUAUCUUCAGAUUAUAAAGCAGAUGAUGAUAUCACACAAGAUACAUAUGAAGAACAUUCCAUUAUCCCAGAUACACCCUCAGCCCUUCACAGCCAAGAUCUGUCAUCUCAUCCUGUAAUACAAGUCCGACCUAAAGAUUCAUCACAGCAAAAUAUGAGGAAGCCAUUUUCAUGUGCUGAAUGUGGGAAAUGUUUUAAUCAGAAAUCACGUCUUCUUCUACAUCAAAGAAUUCACACUGGAGAGAAGCCAUUUUUAUGUUUACAAUGUGGGAAGUGUUUUACUCAGAAACAAUCUCUUGUUAACCAUCAAAGAAUUCACACAGGUGAGAAUCCAUUUUCAUGCUCAGAAUGUGGGAAAUGUUUUAUUCAGAAAUCGCAUCUUGUUGGUCAUCAAAGAAUUCACACCGGAGAGAAACCAUAUUCUUGUUCAGAGUGUGGGAAAUGUUUUACUUGUAAAUUAUAUCUUGUUAAACAUCAAAUAACUCACACAGGAGAAAAGGCAUUUUCAUGUGCAGAAUGUGGGAAUUGUUUUUCUGACAAAUUACAUCUUCGUCAACAUAAAAAAAUUCACAUAGGAGAGAAGCCAUUUUCAUGUUCACAAUGUGGGAAAUGUUUUGCUGUAAAAUCACAACUAGUUAAGCAUCAAAAAAUUCACACAGGAGAAAAGCCAUUUUCAUGUUCGGAAUGUGGAAAAUGUUUCACUCAGAAAUCAACUCUUGUUAGACAUCAAAAAAUUCACACAGGAGAGAAGCCAUUUUCAUGUUUGGAAUGUGGAAUAUGUUUUACUCAGAAAUCAAUACUUAUCAGACAUACAAGAAUUCACACAGGAGAGAAGUCGUUUUCAUGUUCAGAAUGUGGGAAAUGUUUUACUGAGAAAUCAAUACUUAUCAGACAUACAAGAAUUCACACAGGAGAGAAGCCAUUUUCAUGUUCAGAAUGUGGGAAAUGUUUUACUGGGAAAUCAAAUCUUAUCAAACAUCUAAGAGUUCACAGAGGAGUGAAGAUAAUUCAGAGAAGGUUAAUAAUAAUGAGGAAAUGGAUAUCUGAUAAAAUCCCGAACCGAUCAGAAUGGUAUUCGGAGCUACAGAGGGUGAAAGGUUUUGAGAAGCACUCCCUGAUACAUGAGGAAAUGGAUGAACAGAAGAUCCUAGAACUGAUCAACAAGAUGAUGGAGCUGCUGACUGGAGAGGUUCCUAUAAGGUGUCAGGACGUGGCGGUCUAUUUCUCCAUGGAGGAGUGGGAGUAUGUAGAAGGACACAAGGAUCAGUACAAGGAUCAGGUGAUGAUGGAGGAUCAGCAGCCCCUCACAUCAGCAGUCAGAUCCAGUAAGAGAACAGCAGCAGAGAGGUGUCCCCGUCCUCUUCUUCCACAGGAUCAGGAUCAGGGUGAAGAGCUGAACAUUUUUAAUGCUCCAGAGACAGAUGUGAGCGGUGAUGAGCAGUAUAAGGAGAACAUUGCUUCUGGGAAAGAUCUGAACUAUGCUAAUACUAUAUACAUGAAGGAAGAAGAAGAGACAGAUGUGAGCGGUGAUGAGCAGUAUAUGGAGGACAUUGCUACAGGGAAAGAUCUGAACUAUAAUAAUGCUACAGACAUAAAGGAAGAAGAAGAGACAGAUGUCAGCGGUGAUGAACAGUAUAAGGAGGACAUUCCUACAAGAAAAGAUCUGAUCUAUAUUAAUGCUACAGAACUAAGGGAAGAAGAAGAGACAGAUGUGAGCAGUGAUGAGCAGUAUAAGGAGGACAUUCCUACAGGGAAAGAUCUGAUCUAUAUUAAUACUACAGACAUAAAGGAAGAAGAUGAGACAGAUGUCAGCAGUGAUGAGCAGUAUAAGGAGGACAUUCCUACAGGUAACCGUCCAGAUUCUUGUAGCAGGAGAUCAGAGGAGAAUCUUAUAUCUUCAGAUUAUAAAGCAGAUGAUGAUAUCACACAAGAUACAUAUGAAGAACAUUCCAUUAUCCCAGAUACACCCUCAGCCCUUCACAGCCAAGAUCUGUCAUCUCAUCCUGUAAUACAAGUCCGACCUAAAGAUUCAUCACAGCAAAAUAUGAGGAAGCCAUUUUCAUGUGCUGAAUGUGGGAAAUGUUUUAAUCAGAAAUCACGUCUUCUUCUACAUCAAAGAAUUCACACUGGAGAGAAGCCAUUUUUAUGUUUACAAUGUGGGAAGUGUUUUACUCAGAAACAAUCUCUUGUUAACCAUCAAAGAAUUCACACAGGUGAGAAUCCAUUUUCAUGCUCAGAAUGUGGGAAAUGUUUUAUUCAGAAAUCGCAUCUUGUUGGUCAUCAAAGAAUUCACACCGGAGAGAAACCAUAUUCUUGUUCAGAGUGUGGGAAAUGUUUUACUUGUAAAUUAUAUCUUGUUAAACAUCAAAUAACUCACACAGGAGAAAAGGCAUUUUCAUGUGCAGAAUGUGGGAAUUGUUUUUCUGACAAAUUACAUCUUCGUCAACAUAAAAAAAUUCACAUAGGAGAGAAGCCAUUUUCAUGUUCACAAUGUGGGAAAUGUUUUGCUGUAAAAUCACAACUAGUUAAGCAUCAAAAAAUUCACACAGGAGAAAAGCCAUUUUCAUGUUCGGAAUGUGGAAAAUGUUUCACUCAGAAAUCAACUCUUGUUAGACAUCAAAAAAUUCACACAGGAGAGAAGCCAUUUUCAUGUUUGGAAUGUGGAAUAUGUUUUACUCAGAAAUCAAUACUUAUCAGACAUACAAGAAUUCACACAGGAGAGAAGUCGUUUUCAUGUUCAGAAUGUGGGAAAUGUUUUACUGAGAAAUCAAUACUUAUCAGACAUACAAGAAUUCACACAGGAGAGAAGCCAUUUUCAUGUUCAGAAUGUGGGAAAUGUUUUACUGGGAAAUCAAAUCUUAUCAAACAUCUAAGAGUUCACAGAGGAGUGAAGAUAAUUCAGAGCAAAAAUUGAUGCAGAUAACACAUCUAUAUCUAUAUAUUAACACAUCUAUAUAUUAACCAUGACAUUCAUACAUAUAUCAUAUACUGCAUCUCCAAACUUGUUCCCAAUUGUUAAUAAAAGUUUUCUUUGCAGCAUGCUGAGACUGGCACUUUUUUGUUUGUUUAUCUUUUUUAAGCAAAAAUGCCAUAGUUUAACCCCUUAAGGACCAGGGAUUUUUCAGUUUUUGCACUUUCAUUUUUCUCUAUCGGCUCCAUUGGGGGACACAGACCAUGGGUAUAUGCUGCUGUCUCUAGGAGGUUCAACAUUAUGGCAACAAGAAAAGUCGUCUCCUCCCAGCAGGGUAUGCCCGCCCACAGGCACCGAGGUAAUCAGUUUUAGCUUAGUGUCUAAGGAGGUAGACACGGUCUGGAGUUCUCUCCAGACCAGGUCUCAUAUUUUUUAUUUUCCUAGGUUUAGGGACGUGUUAGUUUUUUUUAUUCCUUUAUCUUUCCUGUUUUCAGGUGGGGACUCAGGAACAUAGCGUUCACUGUUUCCCCAUUGCAAUUGAGGGGGCACAGGCAUCUUGGAUGUACUGUUAACCCCCUCUCGCCAACGGUCAGCGCCUGGGGUUGUACCUCAUGGGUCCGGGUCCCCCACCUUUCCCUGCUCGCCUCGCUUUUCAAGCCCGGCAUGAUGCAUGUGACAAAAUGCUGACUGAAGACUCCAUUAGGUAAGUUCUUCUGACAGAAGGUGAGUAUAAUUCCCCCUUUUCUUGCAGGUCCUAGGAUUCUUUAUCCUCUGGAGACCCCCUACUUCAGCCCACUCCUCUUUAUUGUUAUCUCCUGAAUUGUGGGGAACCCUUUCAGGCAAUGGGGGCUUAAAAUCUGUGGUGUAGGACUGUGCAAGUCUUUCCUUUUCUUCGGAGUCUAUUCAUUCAGACGCCGACACUACUUGGGCAGUAACUUUCAUUUUGGCAGCGGAACACUGCUGACUCCUCCUGCAUUCUCAGUGAGCGCGGACCCUAUCUCCGGCCAUAUCGCUCAUUGCGCCGGAACACAGCCCUGCUCUCCUGUCGGCAGCAGUUACUUUCAUUUCAGCAGCAGAGCACUGCCGACUCCUCCUGCGCUUUCCGUGAGCGCGGCCCCUAUCUCCGGCCAUAUCGCUCACUGCGCCGGAACACAGCCCUGCUCUCCUGUCGGCAGCGGCAUGCUGCCGUCUGUGUUUUUUCUUUAUGGGAGCGAGGACACCAUUAGAGCCCGGCCAUUUUCCUUCUCUGGCCGCAGGCCCUUGUCGGGCUUUAGCCCCGCCUACUCACAGCCGCGGGAAUCCUUCUCUCUCUCCUUCUCUGCAUGCGGCCAGUCCCUUUCUCUGCCAAUCAGCGCUAAGCGCGUGCAGAGGGUUUCUGAGGGCCAAUGAGUGGCGCCCUUUGGCUAGGCCGGUCUCUCUCUCUUCUCAUUGGCUAUGCUUUCUUCUCCCUCGCUAUCUCCCCUCAGCCGUGUAGCGCUCCUCACAGCCGCUACCUUAUUGGGGACACUUACAUUGAGUGAGCAGUUACUUUAAAAAUAAAAUAAAAUAAAAAAAAUACAUUUAAAUAAAUAAAUAUAUAAGAAUGGAUGUGUCUGAGCCCGGAACUGUCCCUCCUUCUGGACAGAUACCACGGGCCUGGUCACCUAUUGUUCUUGCAGGGGUUAGCAACUCUACCAUACUUGGCUCUGCUAAACCCACUUGUUCCGCCUGCACCACUGCUUCCCCUGCUAUUCUAUUUCUAUCAACUUGGCUCAGGUCUCCCGUUCUGUGGUGACAGCCUUGGAGAGCUCCGCCCUACGCCGGCCCUCCAGAGGGACCCGCUCUCCCCCUAUACUAACCGCUCUUGCAAGCGUCAUAAAGGUGUUUCAUCUGACUCACCUCGUUCCCAUUCACCUGGAGAACUUGUGGUUGGAGUUUCCGAUUGGAUACAUAUGACAUGGUGCACUCCUUGGUUUCGGCCAUAAGAGACACCUUCCAUCUAGAGGACCCAGGAACUUCGGACGUGGCUCCAGAAGUUUCCUUUCACAGAGGACAGCACGAUUGGAUACAUCUGAUGUGGUGUACUCAUUGGUUUUGGCCAUAAGAGACACCUUCCAGCAAAAGGACCCAGGAACUUCGGACGUGGUCCAGAAGUUUCCUCUCAUCAGGGUCUUCGGGCGUGGCUCCAGAAGUUUCCUUUCAUAGAGGACAGCAUGGAUAAUCCUGAUGUGGUGUAUUCAUUGGUUUCGGCCAUAAGAGACACCUUCCAGCUGAAGGACCCUGGAACUUCGGACGUGGUCCAGACGUUUCCUCUCAUCAUGCCCGACCUCUUCCAGGGCUGCCUCACCUCGUUCCCAUUCAACUGGAGAACUUGUGGAUGAGGUUUAUGAUUCGGCCUCCGACUCAUAGGAACGCACGGAUGCCUGAUGUGGUGUACUCAUUGGUUUCGGCCAUAAGACACACCUUCCAUCUAAAGGACCCAGGAACUUCAGACGUUGCUCCAGAAGUCUCCUUUCUUCGUGCCCGAUCGGCACCUAAGACUUUCAGCUCUCACGCUGAAUUUUACGCCCUGCUGACAUCCGCCUGGAGGCACCCUUUCAAGAAGGUUCAAGCGCGGUAUCCCUUCGCCAUAGACCUCAUUGCUCGGUGGACCUCCUUUCCAACUGUGGAUCUACCGGUCUCCCGCCUCUCUAAGGUGCCUACCCGGCUGUUGGCUGAUGCGGCUGCCUUUAAGGAUCCAGCGGACGGUGGACACUUUGGCAAACCUUGCCUUUGAGACAGCAGGUUCUUCCUGCUUUUGCUUCAGCCUGGGUGUCAAAGGCCCUUUCAGUAUGGUCUCCCAACUCCACCAGGGUAGUCUUCAAGAUCCCUCUAGAGGAUUUGUUUAAUCUAGCUCUCCGAUGCUCCGCAGCUGGAGAUUUUCUGUGUUCUGCUUCCAUGCGCAGCCACUGUGCUGCCUUUGCCACAAGCUACCUAGUAGCCACUGUCCCUCCAUAUGGCUUAAAGCCUGGAAUGUGGACGCCGCCUUUAGGAAGUGAGGCGACGGGCGGAGAAGAGUUCUUUAUUACCUCUGGACAAGGCUCACAGAACCGCUUUCCAUCGUAAGUCCUCCUUCUGGUUCUGCAGACCUUUGGUACCAUCAAGGGGUACCAACAAAGGCUCCAGCCAGGCGCUUUCACAGGAAGAGGGCUCCCUCCUUCCGGACCUAUCCGAGAGGUCGGCUAUCCUUUCCGGCCGUUUUGCGGCCCCAUCAGGCACCCGUAGGCCUUCCUCGGUCUGAAGGGUCGCCCCCACCCACCGACCUUUCUCGGGUGGUUGGCGCCUCUUACUCUUCUGGGACACCUAGACUACGCACAUUCAGGACUCCUAGGUCAGGGAUGUGGUAGUCAACGGAUACAGGAUCAAAUUUGCUUCUCUUCCUUGGGAUUGUCUUUUUCUUUCCUGGACCCUCCGGUUCCUCUCUCUAGCGAAAGCAGUUCGGGGAGCGCCCCAGCUCCUUUUUUACCCAGGGAGUUAUUGUCCCGGUUCCUUCAGGGUAAUGUUUUCGAGGUUUAUUCCAACCUCUUUGUGGUCCCCAAGAAAGGCGUUUCUGUUCGCCCACUCUUGGUUCUCGAGUAUUUCAGCCAGCAUCUUCUGACUUCCAUCCCGAAUGGAGUCUCUCCGUUCAGUGCUGGCGUCCAUGGUUCACGGGGAGUUUUCAUUCCUCAGUGGACAUCAAGGAUGGCUGCCUCCACAUCUCAUUGUUUCCCGGUCAUCAGCGGUAGCUCCGCUUUGCAGUUCCGGACGGUCAUUUCCUAUUUUGGCUCUCCAUUUCAGUCUGACCACUUCUCCACGGACCUUUCACAAAGUCCUUGCACCUGUGAUAGCCCCUUUUACGGACAAUGGUUGUUUCCGUGAUUCCUUACUUGGAUGACCUCCUGAUCAGAGCUCCAGCCAGGGCCCAGAUCCUUAAGAGUCUUAGUCUCAACCUCCAGACCUUGUCUCACUUCGGUUGGGUGUUCAAUCGGGACAAGUCCAACUGCUCUCCUGGGGCUCCAGUUCGACACGGCCUCUACCCGCUUUCGUUUUCCGCCGACCAGUCGGCUGACUCUCUUAUCAAGAGUCCGAUGACUUCGGCACCCUGAUCCAGUUUCCAUUCGCUUUUGCAUGGAUGUCCUGGAUCGGUUAAUGGCGGCCAUGGAGGCCGUGCCAUUUGCCCAGUUUCAUCACCGACCUCUUCAACUGGUGAUUCUCUUCUGGUGGGACAGGUCUCCAUUGUUUCUCGACCGCAAGAUCGUUCUCGGGGCCUUGGUCCCCCAAGAAGCCCUUUUACCCUUCAACAUGUUUGGGCCUAGGGCAAUUCUUUCUUGGCUUGUUUCUUGGGAAAUUCCCUUCGGGGCGGAACUCAAGUUCCGGCAUCUCAGUGAUCUUCAUUCCGGACGUUUCUGGGAUGUGGUCUUUCUCAGACGGUCCUCAGCCGUCCAAGGCAAGUGGUCCCUACAUCCGGAGGUGUUUGCAGUGACCUGCAACCUCUGGGGCGCUCCAGGCAUGGACCUCUGCACUUUCCGCCACAAUGAAACCGUUCCCUUCUAUUGUUCGGGCUUUGCCCUUCCUUAUGUUUCCUCCCCUUCCUCUCCUUUUGGGGUCCUGAGGCAUCUCACAGCAGAGGGCGUUCCCGCCAUUCUCAUGGCCCAGACUGGCCCCGGCGGGCAUGAUAUGUCGUCAUGGUCAGGCUCCUGAACGACUUACCGCUGCGCCUUCCCUAUCGUCCAGACCUCCUGUAUCAGGUCUCCUGGGCCACCUCUAUUUACUGUCUCUGCUUUUGAUGGCGUGGCCGUUGAGACAGCGGUUCUGAGGACCCGCGGUUUCUCUUCCCAAGUGGUUCGCACCAUGCUGAGGGCUCACAAGCCUUCCCCUGCAAAGAGUUACCACCAUACCUGGCGGUCUUAUUUCUGUUGGUGUGACACUCAGCCUUUUUCUUCGGUCGUGGUUGGCUUCAGCUCCCUUAGGGGUCAAAGGUUAGGCUGUUUCCAUUCUUUUCCAACGUUCUCUGGUGUUCAAUUAUCAUGUCCGAACAUAGUUCAGGGAGCGGCACAAGCUGCCCCUCCUUUUCAGUCUCCUUUUUUCCCUUGGGACUUGUACUGGGUCUUAGAUGCCCUGCAAGGCCCCCCUUUUGAACCUCUCAGGGACAUUUCUCUUUGCCUCCUUCCCCGGAAGGUGGCAUUCCUUAUUGCUCUUCCCUCUGUUAGGAGGGUGUCAGAGCUGGCAGCUCUCUCCUGCAAUUCUCCUUUCCUGGUUGUAUACCAGGACAAGUUGUUUUGUUUUCCAUCCAGGUCCGUCCUUCGUACCUGAUAUGGUUUUGACUUUUUCAUCUCAAUGAGGACAUCGUCCUUCCAUCCUUUUGUCCGGCCCCUUUUCACCCCUGGAAGCGUUUGUUCCACAACCUGUUGUGGUCGUUGGACAAGACAACCAUUUUGGGAGCUUACCGCUGCAAGGGGAAGAUCAACCCUUCAGGGUUUUGGCUCAUUCCAUCAGUUUUUCAGGGCAUCCUUGGCCUCUGCUACGUGGCUUCGGCCUUGCAGUUCUGUGAGGCGUCCAUGUGGGCGUCUUUGCACACUUUCUCAAGGUGCUACCAGAUUCAUGCCCUCGCAUCAGCUGAUUCUACUCUGGGCUGUAAGAUGUUGCAGGUGGUGAUGGUCCAACCGUAAACCUGUCUGAUUCCUUACCCACCCAAGGGACGGCUUUGGUACGUCCCAUGGUCUGUGUCCCCCAAUGGAGCCAAUAGAAAAAAGGAGAUUUUUAUGCUUACCGUAAAAUCUCUUUCUCGAAAGAUCCAUUGGGGGACACAGCUCCCACCCUGUUCUGGUGUUUCUAUUUCAGUCAUCUGUCCGAGGGUGUGUUCAGUUACCUUUUCUUCUGGUUGCUCGGACAGUCUGUGGUUUUUCUCUGGACCUGUCGGUCUUCUCCUAUUGCUACUGGGAGGAGCCGACUUUUCUUGUUGCCAUAGUGUCGAGCCUCCUAGAGACAGCAGCAUAUACCCAUGGUCUGUGUCCCCCAAUGGAUCCUUCGAGAAAGAGAUUUUACGGUAAGCAUAAAAAUCUCCUUUUUCCACCUUACCUUUAAAAAAUCAUAACUCGUUCAAUUUUGCACCUAAAAAUCCAUAUUAUGGCUUAUUUUUUGCGCCACCAAUUCUACUUUGUAAUGACAUCAGUCAUUUUACCCAAAAAUCUACGACGAAACGGAGAAAAAAAUCAUUGUGAGACAAAAUUAAAGCAAAAACACAAUUUUGUACCUUUUGGGGGCUUCCGUUUCUACACAUUACCCUACUUAUAUAGGUUUGAUUUUGCCGUACUUCUGGGGAAAAAAUCAAAACUACAUGCAGGAAAAUUUAUACGUUUAAAAUUGUCAUCUUCUGACCCCUAUAACUUUUUUAUUUUUACGUGUAUGGGACGGUAUGAGGGCUCAUUUUGUGUACCAUGAUCUAAAGUUAAUUUAUUUAUUUUUUCCUUUUUUUUCUUUUCUUUAAAAGAACAAAGAAUACAAUACAUUUCUAUCCAAUACAUAAAUAUACAUUAUUUUAAACCCUUCAGAUAGAGGUGGUUAGAACAGGUAUCAGUUUCGAGUUCGAGCCGGGGGUUUUCUUGUUUGGUUGAAUUGUUUAAUUCCUAAAUUACCGAUGAUAAAAAAGAAGCUUAUUUCAAAUGUAUUAAUUAUAGGAAGGUUAAUAAUAAUGAGGAAAUGGAUAUCUGAUAAAAUCCCGAACCGAUCAGAAUGGUAUUCGGAGCUACAGAGGGUGAAAGGUUUUGAGAAGGUAAAGAGUAAAAAAUUAGGAAAAAUGCCCGCUAUAUGGAAGAAAA